Galendromus occidentalis (western predatory mite) is the source of this 3408-nucleotide messenger RNA. RefSeq lists its product as uncharacterized. The record is from RefSeq and is a predicted model, not a curated record. Gene Ontology annotation, molecular function: nucleic acid binding. Lineage: Eukaryota; Metazoa; Arthropoda; Arachnida; Mesostigmata; Phytoseiidae. Gene Ontology annotation, biological process: DNA integration.
AUGUCAUCGGCUGCCAGAGCUCUUGAGACGCUGUGGAGCUUGGAGGCGCUGGGUAUAUCGGACCCCCCUGCAGCGUCGCAGAUGUCGGCGGACGAGGAGGAAGCUACUCGACAAUUCAACAGCGAAAUCUCCUUCGAAGAUGGUCAUUAUGUGGUUUCGUUCCCGAAGCGACCGAGCAUCUCUCAACUUCAGAACAAUCUGGGCGUCGCUUCCCAACGUCUCGAGCGAAAAUUAUCGCAGCUCAGGCAAUAUCCCAUGAAAUAUCGACGCUAUCACGCGGAGGUGAUGAAGUUCAUCGACGACGGCUUCGCUGUAGAAGUUCGCGACUUCUCGCCUGGUUCCCGUUCGGAAGUCGAUGGUUCAUACUACAUGCCUCAUCACGAGGUUGUCGUGACGUCGGAAAAGGCGGAAAAAUGGAGAAUCGUGUUUGAUUGCUCCGCAAAGCAGAAAGGCGCCUCGUCCCUCAAUGAUCAUCUCUUACCGGGUCCGAACCUGAACCCCGACUUGGUGUCGCUUCUUCUGAAUUUCCGACUGCACUCCGUGGCGGUGUCGGCCGACGUGAGCAAGGCCUACAUGAGAAUCGCCGUCGCACCGGCAGAUCAGCCGCUGUUUCGAUUCCUGUGGAAGGGACCCGACGCCGACUCCGUCCGGGCGUACCAGAUGCAGCGAGUUACGUGGGGAGCGGCGUCAUCCGGUUUUCUUCUGGCCGCGACGAUCCGGCAUCACUUACAGGGAGCCGACCCCGCGUCGCAGGAUCUCUCGAAAUGUCUAUACGCGGAUGAUUUCUUGCAAAGCUUCGAAGACCCGCAACGCGCGAUUCAGUUCACCGAUAACAUCCGUCGAACACUCAAGUCAGCGGGAAUGAAUCUCGCGAAGUGGAAGACAAAUUCGAAGGAGGUGGACGACCACUUACUCAGCAAUGGCGUCAAACCAGACGAAUUCGAUUCGACAGCGUCGGGGUUCUUGAAAGUUCUAGGCAUCUCCUGGUGCCCGUCACAGGAUGUCUUAUUGUUUACGACACCUGCCUCGUUUGACGGUCUGGAACUCGAAAGCGCUCUGACAAAACGUCGAGUACUGAGCUUGGUGGCAUCUAUAUUCGACCCUUUGGGUUGGCUCACCCCGUUCACCCUCCGUGCGAAAAUGAUCAUCCAGCAACUUUGGGCCAUCGACCUCAAGUGGAACGACACGAUUCCGGACAGAAUCCGUGAGGAGUUCCGCGCGUGGAUGUCAGAGGUCGGAUCCCUCAGCGAGAUCAAACUGCGGCGACGGUACAGCAACAUAUCGAGAACGCCGAGCGCCUACCUGCUGCAUUCGUUCGGAGAUGCCUCGCAGACGGCGUAUUCCUGCGCAUCCUACAUCGAAAUACAAUACUCGGAUGGACCAUCCGACUUCGCUCUCGUGAUGACAAAAUCAAGACUGGCUCCACGUGACUCACCAUCCUUGCCUCGGCUCGAGCUCCUUGCGGCUCUGAUCGCCGUCCGCCUGAAAAGGUUUCUGACUGAAAGAAUGAACGUCAAAUUCGAACGAGCCCUGUUUUACACCGAUUCGACGAUUGCCUAUCACUGGGCCACAUCUUCGAAUCCCGGAUGCUGGAAACAAUUCGUCAGCAACAGGGUGCGUGAGAUCCAGGCGGACUCCCGACCAGAGGAUUGGUUCCAUCUGAAGGGCAACUUCAACAUCUCAGACCUGGCGACUCGACUAGUUUCGGCCGCUACACUUAUUCAAGACCAGGAGUGGUGGUACGGCCCCAGCUGGCUACGUCUGCCGAGGGAGCGAAGGCCCCUUUCUCAACCACAACGCGAGUCCGUAGCCCUAGACCCUGUUAGUAAAGAGAUGCGAGGCGUGCUCGCGGUUGUCACCACAAUGGAUCCGGUGUUGAAGAUCGAGCGAUUCAGCACGGCCUGUCGAGCGACUCGAGUGCUCGCGCACGUGCUGCGUUUCGCACAUAUCGCUCGUCGAAGACCAGUCCCCACACGGAGAGGACUUUAUCGUCACGCCGAGUCCAUCCUCAUCCGGUGGUGUCAGGAGCGGUUUCUCUGCCAGGAGAUCUCAUCGGUCCGAGUCGGCGAGAAGGUCCCCAGCGGCUCAAAGCUGGCAGCGUACAAGCUCUUCAUUGGCGACGAUGGGCUUCUUCGAAUCGAAACGCGCCUCAGAGCUGCUCCCCACUCACUUACGACGAAAGAAACCCCCGUCGUCGUUCCAGGAGAGUCGCGACUGGCGAAAUUGCUCGUCGUUGACGCUCACCGUAUCAACGCCCAUUUUGGCGUGAACACGAUCCUCAAUAUCCUCCGCAGAAGGUUCUGGAUCACCCGCGGCCGUCAAGUCAUAAGGGCUGUGCUCCGUCAGUGCGUCGUGUGUCGCAAACGUCACGGUGGAUCGGCCGAGCAGAUCGAGGCACCAUCACCCGAGUCCCGGUCGACCUUGCAGGCGCCGUUCGCAGUCGCUGGCGUCGACUUCUGCGGACCGUUCUAUACAAAACAGAGAGCGGAAACCUUCAAAUCGUAUGUGGCGUUGUUCACGUGUACGGCAACGCGCGGAAUCCACCUUGAGCUUGUCCCUUCGCUAUCGACCCCACAGACUCAUCUCGCAAUUCGACGGUUCCUGUCAAUCUACCCGGCGUGUCAUCACUUCAUAUCGGACAAUGGGACAAGCUUUGGCAAAGCGGCUACAGAAAUCAAAAGGCUGUUCAACUCAACGAGGGAUCCUGAGGUUCUGGAGAUCCUCGACGGUCGCUCCGUCGAUUGGAGUUUUAACUGUCCCCGCGCUCCAUGGCGUGGCGGCUUCUUCGAGCGUUGUGUCGGCAUAGUGAAGUCGGCCCUCGCCAAGACACUCGGCAAAACGCUCAUAGGGUACGAAGAAUUCCGGACCAUUCUCUGCGAGCUUGCUGCAACUGUGAACGAUCGUCCGAUUUCUCAUGUGGACUCUGAUUGUGAUGUGCCAGCAGCUCUCACCCCAGCUCAUUUCCUCCGGGGAGGCCCAUACGUUCCAGCGAGCGCCCCUCUCAUCGCAGUCGACUCUCUUGGUGGAGACGAACUUCCCACCGAAGAUGCUUUGCGAAGGGCACAUGACUCAAAAACCCGUUAUUUUCGCGAUCUUUCGGUGCGAUGGUUUCGCGAGUAUUUGUUGCUGCUCCGCUCCGCCGUAGGGACCCGAGGCCGCGAAUCCGCACCCUUAAGGGUUGGCGAUGUUUGCUUGCUCCGCGACGAUAACCUUCCGCGAGUCAGGUGGCGAUUGGUUCGCGUACUGGCUGCUCAUCCGGGUCGCGAUGGCGAGACCCGCACAUAUACUGUAAAAUUCGGAAACUUGCGAACGUCUCGACGAGCUGCCCAACUCUUGAUACCAUUGGAAUUGUCUGCCGACCGGCCGGAGACGCCGUCCCCGGCGCUUCCCGAAGGCGCACAGGCCUAA